UGAACUGUUCCUUUAACCCGCAGCAACUAGUUCACGAAAUACUUUCACUUUCAUCCUGGUGUCGUACAAGUCUUUUCUCCAUUCAAAGACAACUUUUUUUUAUCGCUCUUUCAUGAACUCAUUUGGAUACAAACCACAGGAAAUAUAUCCAGGGUAUGUAAACCAAGAAUGACUUUUCUUUUAAUAGGAUAGCAUAAUCCGCAUCCUUCCAGCCUUGUUAGUGUUACUCGUAAGAUGGCAACAGACAAAGGAGGGAUAAGGAGAAGAUGGAGCUUAGAAGAACCACCUUACAUGAGCAUUGAAACACCGUUGAGGAUGCUGGUCUUUGGCAGCUCAAGUCUUCAACAGAUCUCAUUGACACACUCUGUUUUGGGGCCGGGCAUCUUUACCAGAGAUGAUGUCAAUAUUACAGCUACCAAGAAAAGUUCACGGGUCAUCCAGGAGAGAAACAUAACACUGGUCAACACACCGAAUCUUGGGGAUAAUGAUUUGCCAGAGAAGAUACUUUACAUGGAGUUCAAGAAGGCUGUUUGUUUCUCCUGCCCAGGGCCUCAUGCUGCACUCUUGGUUCUAGAUACAUUUCAUUUGACCUCCAUUGACCUAUUGAAGCCAGUGAUACACUACUUUGGAGAAAGAAUCUUAAAGCACACAUUGAUUGUUUUAUACCAUGAGAAAGGUCUGCAAACUUUAUCAAUAGAAGACGAGGUAAAGAAGAAUAAAAUCUUUCGAGAGCUUGCUGAGAAAUGUGGGCAGAACUACCUCUUCUUCAAUGAGGAAAUAAACAGGACUGACAGUAGUCAGACAAAAGCAUUGUUGGCCAAAGUAGAUGAGAUGGUUUUGGAGCAUGACAUUUAUUCAAACCUGGAAUUUAAAGAUGCCGAAAAAAGAAUUCAGAUAGAGGAGCGAUUCAUCAGAAAGUCAAAGGAGAAGGAGUUCAGGGAGAAGUUGAAAGCGCUGGAGAAUGAACAUUCAGGGGAGGCACUUGACAGAGAGAUUAUGAAGUAUGAAGAAAGAGUACAGUUGGAGGGCCGAGAGAUCGCAGAGCUGCUCGUUGCAGGAAGACUUGGAUUUACGCUCAGACUUGUUGAUUAUGCUGUAGCAAUUGGAAAAGGCGCAUUUAUAGGGGCACUUUUAGGAUUCACAAUUGGAUAUGAAGGUAUGGCAGUAGGAGCUGCUGUUGGUGCAGGGCUUGGUGGUAUACAUGGAGGUGCAGCAAAUGCAGCAUGGAGCUAUAUUGCCAGUUCCUUUGCAGAUGUUCGCAGGGGGAAUACUUAGAGCAUAGUCUCAGGCUCAGACAGCACGCCCACUUGUAAAAUACUUUAACAAUGAAACAAGCAAUAUAGCAGUCCAAACAGUGAGAAAACAAAUUGAAAUCACAAUCCAGAAACAACAAUAGAAUCAAGGUGGCAAGAAUUCAACCAAAAAAAUAGAUAAACUAUCAAGACUUUCCAAAAGAAAAAGAACAAAAUCUUAAUGUAAACUUUGUUGUUGUUGUUGUUGUUGCUGUUGAUACUUUCCUUUUUUUCUGAAUAUCUCUUCCAACUCUCUGGGCAUAUUUGGACUUUGCUCUUUAAAGUUGGUUGUUCCCAUUUUUUUAUUCUUACUCUUUGCAAAUGAAAAGGUUUUGAUCACAAAAAAAAGUAAAAUUUUACUAAUAUAUACACAUAUAUAUAUAUAGUUUGUGCAAAGUUGUACAUUUUAUAUUUUGUCAAAGUAUCAAUAAUUAAAUAUAU
Molecule: messenger RNA, 1733 nt
Organism: Myxocyprinus asiaticus (Chinese sucker)
Lineage: Eukaryota; Metazoa; Chordata; Actinopteri; Cypriniformes; Catostomidae
Product: GTPase IMAP family member 7
Exons: 3
Coding region: 235-1275 (346 amino acids)
Molecular function (GO): GTP binding
Source: RefSeq, a predicted model, not a curated record